Molecule: messenger RNA, 1687 nt
Organism: Aspergillus glaucus CBS 516.65
Lineage: Eukaryota; Fungi; Ascomycota; Eurotiomycetes; Eurotiales; Aspergillaceae
Gene: gprM
Product: protein gprM
Exons: 6
Coding region: 86-1687 (533 amino acids)
Biological process (GO): cell surface receptor signaling pathway
Cellular component (GO): membrane
Molecular function (GO): transmembrane signaling receptor activity
Source: RefSeq, a predicted model, not a curated record
CUAGGUUCAACUGCAUUGUAUCUGCCCGUGAGGGCUGUCCCACGAUUUUAUCUCCUCUCCCAUGCCACAAUAACAUACAGCUAUCAUGACUAUCGAGACUAGAUUCCUCGACCCAACGGAGGGACUUCAAAUUUCAAAUUACACUGGUAUAUGCCAGUUUCCUUUUCUGCAGCAGAAUCUCUUUCCUGACACUGGUGGAUACAUCAACGGACGGUAUUGUGCGGUAGUCCCGAACCCAGGCGGACACGAAAAUUGCUGCGUGCCAUGCCCAGUGGCUAAUUGGAAAUAUGGAGACGAAUUGAUGGCGAAGACGAAGAUCCCGAGUUACAUUAGUGCCCUGAUUUUCCCUUUCGUUGUUCUUCUACUAUUAUCAUAUGCGGUGCUUCCGGCGAAAUAUUCGCAUCUGCAUUACUUGAGUGUUUCGUUUACCAUUGGGAUUUGUUGCAUGCAUGUCGCUUUUAUCAUACCACUGGGCGCAAAACCAGAGCAAUGCUACAACGAAAUCACACCAAAAGGCAUGCACGAUGACCUCUCGUGUGCCUUUACCGGCUCCCUUCUUCUUUUCGGAGGCUUCAAAGUUGUCGUAUGGAGUUUCAUCCGCGCCAUCGCCUUCCACCUCCAAGUCUGCUGGGAACAAGUCCUCGGCACAAAGUUCAUGUGGGGAGCCCUAAUCUGCGGCUGGGGCGUCCCAGCCAUCGGCACAACAGUCAUGCUCAUCGUCACCGGCGUCUCCUUCCGCUUCGGCGAAAUCUGCCACAUCAACAUGGAAAACAGCAUGUACGACUACUGGAUUCCCGCGCUGGUCUUUGCCGGCACAGCCCUCGUCCUUCAGUUAUCGACUAUGGCCUAUUGUAUCCGCGUAUACCUCAAGUCACUAUUUAACAGGGAACCCAGCGCUGCGACUGACGCGUUGCCGUCUUACGCUGCUAGUGUUCGCUCGAUCAAUGCUCGUCAGGCAUACCGGCGGAUCAGCAAGGUUUUCCGGCUGCAAUGGCGCGGCGUGGCAUUCGUAUUCAUCAUCAUUGCAAACACCCUCCUCUACUCCACCGUUUUCAUUAGUCUAGAUGCCACUACAAAACUAACACACGAAGUCGUCCAAAAGGCCUUCCCCUGGCUGCUCUGUCUCAGCUUUACAAAAGGAGAUAAGGAACACUGCAAGGACUACGCCGUCGAUAUCGGACCUGACAAAGAUACCCUCCUCGCUGUCCUCAUGUUCCUAUCUAUGGUCGGCCUGUGGAACGUUGCGCUUUUCGCUCGUCCGUCUAUGUUCACGGGCUGGCUCGUACUCUUCAGAAACGCAUUCAGCAAUCACAAGAAAUACGUCUCCGCAGACGCUAGAACCCUCCUCGCUACAUCCCCCGAACCCCACAGUUUCGAAAUGCUGUACAAAAGCAACACCACCAGCACCAACUCCAAAACCCUCGGGAACAAAACCCCAACCCCCCAAAACCCACUCUCCCCUCAAUCCCCAUCAUCAUACGACUGGGAGUCAGACAAGGAGUACAUCAAACGACCGCCCAUGAGCUUCUCGAGACCGCAUCCGACUGUGGCUUCGCCGCCGCCGAGGAUUUGGUCUCCGGUGUCCAGGGCCUCGGGGAUGAUUAGUCCUACGGGGCUGGGGUGGGGACCGAGGGAAACUUUUGCGGCGCCGAGUCGAGGGAGGAAUCCUGGGGUUGAGGGGGUUUGA